Messenger RNA from Lactuca sativa (garden lettuce), 1631 nucleotides. RefSeq lists its product as uncharacterized. The record is from RefSeq and is a predicted model, not a curated record. Gene Ontology annotation, molecular function: DNA-binding transcription factor activity. NCBI's taxonomy places the organism in Eukaryota, Viridiplantae, Streptophyta, Magnoliopsida, Asterales, Asteraceae.
AAAGAUAUGAAAACCAUAGACGAUCGAAACUAUUAUUAUUCCAAUUGUUGGUGAAUUUUGAACGUCAUUUUGGAGGAAUGAAAACGAUAGACGAUCGAGGAAUGAUUGUUUUCGUGUGGAUGUGUGUUUGUGAGAGAGAAAGAUAUGGAAGAGCUGGUCUAGCAAUGAAAACAGUUGUUGAGACUUGAGAGAGGAUAUUGGCGACAAAUUAGAUUCCGGGUAACAAAAGCAACUUUAGAUUUUGAAUUUCGAAUUUGAUGCAGAUUUUGCCGAUACAGAUGCCUUGUUUUUUUGCUUGAUUUGAUCCGACUAUCGGACAGCUCAAAGCUGGCACCAGCUGAUUUUCAGAAAGUUAGCUUUCGAUUUUGUGGAUUUCUUCUCAAUUUUCAUUCUAUUUAAGUUAUGAAGAUCUUGUAUGAUCUAUGCAAUUACACGAACGUUUCAGAUUCUCUAUAUCUAUAUUCUUAAAAUUUUGAUAGAUUUCCAUCGUCUAGAUUACGUGGACCUUCGAUCGUAUCUGUUGAACUGAAUCUCUUCUCCAAUUUAACUUUUGUCUCCAUAUAAAUACGUGAAAUUCAAUGUGAUUUACAUGGCUGUGUUCAAUGGCUCAUGAAGAACAUACUUCGAUGUGUAGCAAUGGUAGAUUGUCGAAAAAGCUGAAGAAUAAGAAACUACCACAGAGAGGAAUGGGAGUUGCUCAGCUUGAGAAGAUCAUAUCAGAAGAACAUCAGAAGAAUGAUGUCACUAUUUUGGCUCCUAAUUCAAACAAUUUCACGCCGCCGCCGCCGUCGAUGUCGAUUGCUUUACCACCUCCAAUGCCGCCUAAUCACCACCGCCGUUUGAUCCAAAUUACCGAUGCGACGAAUCCUGUUUUUGUUUCUAAGCCAAUGCAUUCGAUCAUUAAUGGUGGUAGAUUAUGGAUUGGCGGCGAUUACCGAUUUGUACUGGAGAAUCCGAAUCUGAAUCCGAGCAUGUCAACAAAUCGGAGUGAUUUACAAAGAUCACACCUUUUUCAGCAACCAUGUUCUUCAUUAAUGAUCGAGCUCCCUUCAAACCAAAGCAAUUGUAGCAACAACUACCACCCACCAUUGAAGCCACAUGAAGAGAAGAUGAUCGGCAUGAAGAGACCAUACCCUUUUUCAAAGGAAAAUAUGCCAAUUCCUUCUUUCAACUUAAAAUUCCCCUUCUCUUCUUCUUACAGCAAUGGAUUCAGAGAGAAGAAGAGUUCGAAUUUAGUUGCCAAAGAUUUUCUCACAUUGGUUCCUCCUCAAAUUCAAUCAUCAACUUUACCACAGCAGCAAGGUCAAACAGAAGAUGUAUCUGGAAGUGAAAGGUCAAACGAGCAGCCAUUUUAUAGUUUCUUUCCAGCAGCAAAGAACCAUGGAAACAACAAUGGUGAAGAAGGUGAACAUGUUGAUCUCAGUUUGAAGCUGUAGAAGAUUUUCCAAUUUUAUUUUUUUAUUGAAGUUUGAUUUUUUGGCUUUUGUUGCUUUUUGUGUUUUAGUCAUUCAUCCAAAUGUCAUUUUUCGUAGUUAUUAUUCUUUUAAUUGUAAUUCUUUAUUGUAGGAAUUAAUAAUUGGUCUUGUAAAAACACUAUUACGUUUUGAAGUAUAAAUGAUUUUUUACCAAAA